AUGGGUCUCUUCUCGUGGUUUAGUAAGAAACCGUCCGAGAAUUACGAGGAGAUUCUUGCCAAUCUAUCCAUGGAAAUCUCUUCCAGGCAAACACGCCUGACCGAAAUCGUCCUUCGUGAACGACGUUCAACCCUCUGGGCAACUUUGUACACUUUAGCAGGAUGGACUGUGUAUUCUUUCAUUUGGCACCUUGAUCUCGUCCCGAAUUUCUUCAAGGAGCGAACCAGGAGUAAUAUGGAGAUUGAGCGUAUUGCUCAAAUGGCUCCAGUCGUCAUUGGGCCACUAAUAGCUCUCUUUCUCAGAAGAAUAAUACAAUUGUGGUACAGACAAAAGGGUGCAGGGGAGGAGAAAACGCUUAAGAAGCUUCUCACCCAACAGCGCACCAUCAUUGAGGACCUAAAGAAGAAGACGAACUAUUAUUCGACGCGCAACCUUAUUGAGCGUUAUGACUUGAGUCCGGCUGCACCCCAGACCCCUCAGGGAUCUCGGGGACCUGAGGGGAGCACAGAGACCCAGCUCCGUCGGCGAGCGUUGCAGAAUCAAAGCGGAGGAUUAGGACCUAACCCUCCUUCAACACCCUCCAGGGGACCCAUGCCUGGCGUCAACGUCAACGGUGCACCCACGGGGUCACGGGGGUCCCCGUUCGUCGCCACACCACCGCAACCACCGCGACGCAUGUGGCUCGAUAAAGUAGCUGAUGCUCUUCUGGGGGACGAGAAUUCUACCCCUGGGCUUGAUCCAGCCAAGUCGAAGUAUGCGCUUGUUUGCCGAAAGUGUUCAACACAUAACGGUUUGGUAGUGGAGAGUCUUUGGGAAGACACCCAGUAUAUAUGCCCGAAGUGUGGUCAUUUUAACCCUGCGCCCCGCUCCAAGCGUCGGCAGUCUUCUCUCCCCAAACCCCCUAAUCGCCUCGCACAGCCCGAUUUCCUCUCAGCGUCUAGUCUGCAUGAUGACGAUGACGAAAGAUUGUCACAAAGCUCAAGAUCCAUUUCACGGGAGAGGUCAUCGAGGGAAAUGGAAAGAGGUGAAGUUGGUGAUCCAGAUAAAACUCAAGAUAGUGUCGCGAGUUCCAUGGAUGUAGAUCGAUAGGGCGAUACAUCAGGCUAUUAAUCAUUGCUCUCUGAAUUCUGCAUGGCCAAAUCAUGCUCUGUUCUUCCCCGGGGGCAACUUCCGGCUCACUUUGCUUGCUUGUCCAGUGUAUACGCAACAUUUCGAAGCGCUCCAUUCCGAGUAUAAUCCGACUGUACGACAGCAACACAUAAAUAUAUAGUUUGUACUAAGGGUAUCAAGGAGAUCUGGCAAUUAUGUAAAUGAAGAUGCAAUAUUGCGAUAUU
This is a messenger RNA of Cantharellus anzutake, 1334 nucleotides long. RefSeq lists its product as uncharacterized. The record is from RefSeq and is a predicted model, not a curated record. Gene Ontology annotation, biological process: endoplasmic reticulum tubular network organization. NCBI's taxonomy places the organism in Eukaryota, Fungi, Basidiomycota, Agaricomycetes, Cantharellales, Hydnaceae. Bases 1 to 1089 code for a protein of 362 amino acids. The transcript has 6 exons. Gene Ontology annotation, cellular component: endoplasmic reticulum tubular network.